AUGAUUGAAAAAUGGCCGGAGAAAAGCUUCACGUCGCCGGAGAAAACUAAAAGUGGUCGGAAUCUAGAUCUGCAAGGAAGGGUUUGGUCGGAACAGGGUGAUGAAAAGGCUGUCCUGAAGAAAAAAGUUGAAAAGUUGCCUGGAUUAGGCUCACGCACCGGCGCAUGUGGGAGUGCUCGCCGGCGCAUGGCGGCGCGUGGGAGAUCUGAUGUCGGAGCUGUUUGCAGGGUUAGGCAAGAAGCUGCUGGAGCGUUAUGGAAUCUAUCAUUUGAUGACAGAAAUCGUGAAGCAAUUGCGGCAGCUGGUGGUGUUGAGGCUUUGGUUGCUCUUGCACAUUCAUGCGCAAAUGCUUCUCCUGGUCUGCAGGAGAGGGCUGCUGGUGCUUUGUGGGGAUUGUCUGUCUCAGAAGCAAACAGUAUUGCCAUUGGACGAGAAGGAGGUGUGGCGCCACUUAUAGCACUUGCACGAUCUGAUGCUGAGGAUGUCCAUGAGACUGCAGCUGGGGCUCUCUGGAAUCUUGCUUUCAACCCUGGUAAUGCUUUCCGUAUAGUGGAGGAAGGAGGGGUUCCUGCCCUCGUUCAUCUCUGUUCGUCAUCUGUCUCAAAAAUGGCACGCUUUAUGGCUGCAUUGGCGUUGUCUUAUAUGUUUGAUGGAAGAAUGGAUGAAGUUGCACUUGUGGGAACUUCUUCAGAUAGCACCUCUAAGAGUGUAAACUUAGAUGGAGCUCGAAGAAUGGCUUUAAAGAACAUUGAAGCUUUCAUCCUUGCAUUUUCUGAUCCACAAGCAUUUUCAGCUGCUGCUGCAUCAUCUGCCCCUGCACCAUUAACUCAAGUUACAGAAUCAGCUCGUAUUCAUGAAGCAGGUCAUCUAAGGUGCAGUGGAGCUGAGAUUGGAAGAUUUGUUACGAUGUUACGAAAUUCUUCUUCUAUUCUCAAAGCAUGUGCUGCAUUUGCCCUUCUUCAGUUCACAAUCCCAGGUGGUCGGCAUGCACAACAUCACGUCCGCUUAUUGCAGAAUACCGGAGCAUCAAGGAUUUUGCGUGCUGCUGCAGCAGCAGCCAGUGCCCCUAUCGAAGCCAAAAUCUUUGCACGGAUUGUACUUCGGAACUUGGAGCACCAUCAUACAGAAUCCUCAAACUAAGGCCUGACGAAGACUACUAUGAUCCUAGGCUUGUGCAUUGCGGCCAUUGCCAUUGGCACUUUACUCAGCAGUAGUGGUAGGUAUACUCCUCUCGGUGCCAUUGGCACUAUGCUUCCAGUUUGUGUUAGCGUUCUGAAACUAAUGGUGCUGGCUUUUGGGAAGAGGCAAAGGCUUCUUAUUUUUCUACCCAAAUGUCUGCCUUCUUGUGAGUUUCUUCUAGUUUUAUUUCUUGGGUAUAUAGGGUGUGAUUUUUUCCCCUUCCUUUUUAUUAGUUAUUUUCGUCAUUAUUUGUGUCUGUUUAAGCUUAGGCUUAAUAGAUCUAUUGGCAGGCGUUAGUUUCGAAGUCCAGUUGAUUUUUCAGUUUUUGUAUUUUAAUUUACCCUGGCAGUUUGUUCAAUACCUGUACAUUAUAGAUUUGCAGAGACAUUAGCAUGCUGACUAUUUCUGUACAAACACUUCAAAGAAUUUCUAUGAUAUAGUAGCUGUGUUUUAAGGUGGUUUGGAUGAAA
Nicotiana tabacum (common tobacco) is the source of this 1649-nucleotide messenger RNA. The record is from RefSeq and is a predicted model, not a curated record. NCBI's taxonomy places the organism in Eukaryota, Viridiplantae, Streptophyta, Magnoliopsida, Solanales, Solanaceae.